AUGGCGGACAACCCUUACGUCACAGUCACGCCGUUGAAGGGAAUAUCUAUCAGAUGGUACAACAAGUACGGCAUGACAGCUGAGAGAGACAGACUAAGCCCCACGUUGUACAUCCCACACACAAGACGCAGAGACGCCGCCAUUUACCAGUGCCGGGCUGAAAAUGGCAUCCACCCUGCCGGGGUCAGCACAGUCAGUCUGCAGGUCACGUAUCCCCCUACAAUACGACCGUCCUUCGAUGAGAAAGUCAGUGUCCUGUUCGGCCAGAAAGUGGAUUUUUCGGUGCAGUGCGAGGCAGACGGCAACCCGAGCCCCAAGGUACGCUGGAGGAGAAAGGACACCCCGCUGUACUUCGACAAUCCCCUGAGAUUCUCCCGUGUCGGGUACGGCGAGGAGGGGCACUAUCAGUGCAUCGCUUCAAGCAAGGGUUUUCCCGAUGCGAUCAGAGAAACCUACAUUAAUGUUAUAGGAAAACCGGACGUACUCGGGGAACCCACCAGCCUCGCUGUCACCAGAGGAGACUCCGUUAGCCUGGUAUGUGAAGUGGCCUCUGACCCGGAUCCGAAAGAAAUCACGUGGAUGUGGAGAGGAAGUGACGUAGACGGUGACCAACAAUUUCCAGUUGGCAGCGAUGGUAACGUGAAGGUUCGACAGGAGUCGUACGAAGGCGGGAAGAGUGUGAAGAGCGUGCUGACCAUCCAGAACACCAACUCCGGCAGGACGGGCGACUAUGUCUGCAAGGCCGUCAACAUGUUCGGGUCGGACCAGCGCCAGUUUAGCGUAGAAAUCAUCGAGCCCCCUACUACAAUGCUGGCCAUCGUCGUGGCUGUAGUGUCCGUUGUUGUCGUGCUGUUCGUCCUGUUCGCCAUCUGCGUGGCACGGAGGAAAGGCUGGAUCUGUGACGAGACGAUAUCAGACGCAUCCAGUACUGUCUCGUGUACCCGGUCACCGCCACCAUUACCACCAUACAAAGAAAACGGCAGGAAGGCCCUGAAGGACGGGGAACUUCCGCUGGAACUGCAGCAGGUGGACGGCACGCUGAAGCCACGCCCUCCGCCCAAGGGAGACAGGAACCCGUACGCCAUUGGGCAGUCCUACCCACGGUUGAUGCCAGCUGUCCCGGCCUACUCCACGAUACAGAGGGACAAAACCAGAGAGGAGAGAUGUCCCAGCCACGCCCCUUACUACGUAGGGAGGUUACACAACAGGGGUGAACCGAACACCAAUCCAUCGCCACGACGUCAUCAGGGUCCUUGGAGAGGCCGACCGAACGGCAGAGAAUCCUCGCCUGACUACACGAGACGGGCCCGGGACGGCGUGCACGAACACUCGGGGACGGGGCGGUCCCACGUCCGGGACGGCCCGCACGAGCAUCCGGCACGGUCUCAGAACAGGGAGGGCGUUCAGCACGACCACAAGACUUGCACACACAGUAGACAAGGAACGCCCGAGUUUACGGGACGCUCACAGAACCACACUAGACCGGGUACGCCUGACUAUACGGAACGCACACAGAACAGUAGACCUGUCACGCCUGACUAUACGCGGAGGUCACAGAACAAUAGAGAGUCGGAUUCUUACACUUGGCGACAUCGCGGAAGAGACAGCGCGCCUGACUAUCCAGAUAUAAACGACCAGCGACACUGA
Branchiostoma floridae (Florida lancelet) is the source of this 1647-nucleotide messenger RNA. Its product is annotated as roundabout homolog 1-like. Gene Ontology annotation, cellular component: cell-cell junction. Gene Ontology annotation, biological process: cell-cell adhesion. The coding region runs from base 1 to 1647 and encodes 548 amino acids. Gene Ontology annotation, molecular function: cell adhesion molecule binding. The record is from RefSeq and is a predicted model, not a curated record. Lineage: Eukaryota; Metazoa; Chordata; Leptocardii; Amphioxiformes; Branchiostomatidae. The transcript is spliced from 12 exons.